AUGACUGAUUGGGUGCAGAGCUUCUUCCUCUUGGUGGCCGCCAUCUUUUCCCAUGCAGAGGAGACCUGCCCAGAUGUGAAAGUCAUUGGAGUGGGGGCUUCAGACAAGCUGAGCAUUCUGCGAGGAUGUCCUGGGACCCCUGGAAUACCGGGGCUACAAGGACCCGCUGGUCCUGCAGGAGCUAAAGGUGACAAAGGUGACCCAGGUGUUCCCCUUCCUGGAACUACAAAGAACUGUAAGGAAUGGUUGGACCAAGGAUCAUCCAUCACUGGUUGGUACCCUAUUUACACCCCCACUGGGCGGCGCCUCCUUGUGCUCUGUGACAUGGAAACUGAUGGAGGGGGAUGGACAGUCUUUCAAAGACGAUCAGAUGGUUCUGUAGAUUUUUUCCGUGAUUGGGAUUCUUACAAGAGAGGCUUUGGCCUCCAGCAAACUGAAUUUUGGUUGGGGAACGAGAAUCUCCAUCUGCUCACAGCAACAGGGUAUUUCCAGCUGCGCAUCGAUCUGACCGACUUUGAAAAGAAACACACUUAUGCCGCUUACAGUGCCUUCAGCAUCUCUGGGGAGUCUGACAACUUUGCCCUUAGACUUGGGACUUUCACUGGAGGAGACGCAGGUGACUCUUUAUCAAUCCACAACAACAUGGCAUUCAGCACUAAAGACAGAGACAACGAUGCCCACGUAGCUGGUCACUGCGCUCAGACCUACAGGGGGGCCUGGUGGUAUGAAAGCUGCCACUCAUCCAACCUCAAUGGACUCUACCAGCAGGGGGAGCACAGCAGUUCCAGUAAUGGCAUUAACUGGAGAACAGGCAGGGGGUACCAGUACUCCUACAAGGUGUCAGAAAUGAAGUUUCGGCCUCUGUCAGGGUAGAAAACAGAAACCCUGAUAUAUGUGGAGUCUGACGCUCCCUACAGGAUCAUUUGUGUAUUACAGUACCCCAUCCAAUAAAAAAUGUUGUAGCACUGG
Messenger RNA from Xenopus tropicalis (tropical clawed frog), 969 nucleotides. RefSeq names its product ficolin-1-B-like. The transcript is spliced from 7 exons. The record is from RefSeq and is a predicted model, not a curated record. Lineage: Eukaryota; Metazoa; Chordata; Amphibia; Anura; Pipidae. The coding region runs from base 1 to 873 and encodes 290 amino acids.